AUGAGGAUUUUCUGGCCAUUGGUUGUCCUGGCCUCCGUGGUCGGCUCUGUUGGCGCUCAGACGUCAGCAUCAGCGUCAGCGUCUAAGUUGAAGGCCGUCCUGGCGGCGCUACCGGAGUGCGGGAGAACAUGCCUCACGCAAGGGAUAGUGGUCGUUGGAACAUGCGCACCGACAGACGUAGCCUGCAUAUGCACUAACAAGCCACUGAACACGGAAGUGGAGGCGUGCGUCGCCUCGCAAUGCAGCGUCAAGAAUGCACUCACCACGAAGAACGUCACGCAAACCAGCUGCGGUUUCGAGCCACGAGACCGAACCAAGCACGUAUCCUAUACGGGCAUCAUCGGUAUGGGCAUCGCUUUGAUCGCAAUUGCUCUGCGUCUGGUGGCACGCCUUCCUAUGAUGGGUGGCAAUUUCGGCCUGGAUGAUGUCUUCCUCUUAGUUACAAUGCUCCCAAUGAUCCCGCUCUCCGUGCUAUCGGUAUCUCUCGCCGAAGCCGGCCUCGGGAAAGAUAUGUGGACGGUAUCCUUCAAGAACAUCACGCACAUUCUCUACAUUUACUACUUUGACGAAACCCUUUACUUGGCCUCCCUGUCAUUGAUCAAGAUAUCCAUCUUAUGUUUCUAUCUCCGCAUCUUUCCCGACAAGAGAUUCCGCUGGAUGUGUGCAGUGGUCAUUUUCUGCUGUUUCGCAUACGGCGUCGCCUUUGUCGUAGCCGUCGCACUGCAGUGCAAUCCAAUCAACCUAUCUUGGAAACGGUGGGAUAACGAAUCAGAAGGCCACUGCGUUAACGUCAACGCUCUUGGCUGGGCCAGCGCAACGUUCAACAUCGUGCUCGACAUCGCCGUCAUCACGCUCCCCCUACCUCAACUGAUGAAGCUCGCCCUCUCGGUCCGCAAAAAGAUCCACGUCAUGUUCAUGUUCACAGUGGGGUCCUUCGUCACGGUCGUCAGCAUGCUGCGGCUAAAAUGGAUGAUCCAAUUCGCCAACUCGCAAAACGUCACCUGGGACUACGUGCCGAUCGGAUACUGGUCGACGAUCGAAGUGCACGCGGGCAUCAUCUGCGCCUGCCUGCCCGCCAUCCGCGCCCUGCUGUACAAGCUGUUCCCGCGGGUCAUGGGCCGCGGCUCGGGCGCGCGCAGCUACGGCUACGGCGCCAACACGUCGGGCAACAUCGACACGAACACUAGCAUCGUGCAACGCGUCAGCAAAGCCGAGACCAAGGACUUUAUCCCGCUCGAGGAGAUUGACACGCCGCCCGGGACGGCCGUCGUCACGGCGCCCAAGUCCGGCGUCCAUGUCUCGACGAGGUGCUAUCAUACGUAG
Molecule: messenger RNA, 1323 nt
Organism: Aplosporella prunicola CBS 121167
Lineage: Eukaryota; Fungi; Ascomycota; Dothideomycetes; Botryosphaeriales; Aplosporellaceae
Exons: 5
Coding region: 1-1323 (440 amino acids)
Source: RefSeq, a predicted model, not a curated record